GUCAGCCAUCUUUCAAUUGUGCUCCGAGCCGCCGCCAGCAGCAGCAGCAGCAGCUUGAGCUCCUCCUCGCGUCCGCCCGCCCUCCUCCCUCCUCCCUCCCGCACGGCAGCCGCGCUCGCCCAGCGGACGGGGUGUAAGGCAGCGACGUCGGCAGGAGCAUGGCCCGUACCAAGCAAACGGCCCGCAAGUCCACCGGCGGCAAGGCGCCCCGCAAGCAGCUCGCCACCAAAGCCGCCCGCAAGAGCGCGCCCUCUACUGGCGGGGUGAAGAAGCCGCACCGUUACCGGCCAGGUACUGUGGCUCUCCGUGAAAUCCGGCGCUAUCAAAAGUCUACCGAACUUCUGAUCCGCAAACUUCCCUUCCAGCGCCUGGUGCGUGAAAUUGCUCAGGACUUCAAGACAGAUCUGCGCUUCCAGAGUGCUGCCAUCGGUGCUUUGCAGGAGGCAAGUGAAGCCUACUUGGUUGGCCUGUUUGAAGAUACCAACCUGUGUGCUAUCCAUGCCAAACGUGUCACAAUCAUGCCAAAAGAUAUCCAGCUAGCACGCCGCAUACGUGGAGAGCGUGCCUAAACUUCACUCUGAUGAGUUUGUCAUUCUCGAAGCAAAAUCUUCUUCCUGUUAUUGGUAGUAAUGAACGUUAGAUCUUUUUUUCCAUGGGGUUAAAAGGUACCUAAGUAUAUGGUUGCAAAUGGAAAAAAUAGGGGACAGAAUUGGAUAUUGGCAAGUUUUCUUUCCAUUUUCAUUUGUGUGUGGAUUUUUAAUAUAAACAAGGGGGACGUAAAUCAUCGAUGUGGUCAAAAA
Molecule: messenger RNA, 800 nt
Organism: Dryobates pubescens (Downy woodpecker)
Lineage: Eukaryota; Metazoa; Chordata; Aves; Piciformes; Picidae
Product: histone H3.3A
Exons: 4
Coding region: 159-569 (136 amino acids)
Cellular component (GO): nucleosome
Molecular function (GO): DNA binding; structural constituent of chromatin; protein heterodimerization activity
Source: RefSeq, a predicted model, not a curated record